UCCCCGCUGCCGCUCCUCCAUCGCCCUGAGCUUUUUCGUGCCCGCUGGGACCCCGUGCGGGAGUUUGUCCCCCCGCUUGCGGCGGGCGGUACCGUCCGAGAGGGCGGUGGUGGAGCGGGCCCGACAGCGUCAUUGCCUGAUGAAGGUGUGGGUGUUUAAGGACAAGUAACUUCAACGCUAUCCAAAAAAACCAGCUGCCGACGUAUUUGAUGAUAUAUUCCAAGAGACACCCCUGGGAUACAGUGAUCAAAGCUGCUAUGAGAAAGUACCCCAACCCAAUGAAUCCAUGCGUGGUCGGAGUAGAUGUCCUCGACAGAAGCCUUGAUAACCAGGGGAGGUUGCAUAGUCACCGUCUUCUCAGCACAGAGUGGGGAUUGCCAAGUAUUGUAAAAGCGAUUUUAGGAACAAGUAGAACUCUGACUUACAUUGAGGAACAUUCUGUGGUAGAUCCAGUGGAAAAAAAGAUGGAGCUUUGCUCAACUAAUAUUACUCUCACAAACUUGGUGUCCGUUGAUGAGAGACUGGUUUACACACCUCAUCCUGAAAACCCUGAAAAAACUGUGCUAACCCAAGAAGCAAUUAUUACUGUUAAAGGCAUUAGCUUGAGCAGUUAUCUGGAAAGCUUAAUGGCAAACACAAUAUCUUCUAAUGCCAGAAAGGGUCGGGAUGCCCUGGAGUGGGUGAUCAGCAAACUAAACACAGAAUUGGAGGAGCUGAAGUCAACACGCGAGGGAAUGAAACCAGCAAUGGCAGCAGCGUCAACAGAAAAAUAAAACCAAAAAUACCAAGUAACUGACAGAAAAGUUUUAUUCUGCAG
Molecule: messenger RNA, 817 nt
Organism: Harpia harpyja (harpy eagle)
Lineage: Eukaryota; Metazoa; Chordata; Aves; Accipitriformes; Accipitridae
Gene: PRELID3A
Product: PRELI domain containing 3A
Exons: 6
Coding region: 210-773 (187 amino acids)
Biological process (GO): phospholipid transport
Cellular component (GO): mitochondrial intermembrane space
Molecular function (GO): phosphatidic acid transfer activity
Source: RefSeq, a predicted model, not a curated record